AUGGGCCCAGAAGCAGAUGCCCCAGCCAUGAAGCUGAUCGGCCUCAUCGGCGGCAUGUCGUGGGAGUCGACGGCGCUCUACUACCGCAUCCUCAACGAGCAGGUCCGGCAGCGCCUGGGCGGCCUGCACUCGGCGCGCAUCGUGCUCUACAGCGUCGACUUCCACGAGAUCGAGGCGCUGCAGGCCUCGGGCGCGUGGGACGAGGCGGGCCGGCGGCUGGCCGACGCGGCGCGGGCCCUCGAGCGCGCCGGCGCCGACUUCCUCGUGCUCGCCACCAACACGAUGCACAAGGUCGCGCCGCAGAUGACGGCCGCCGUGCCGGGCACCCCGCUGCUGCACAUCGCCGACGCGACGGCGGCGCGCAUCAAGGAGGCCGGCCUGCGGAAGGUGGGCCUGCUGGCGACGCGCUUCACCAUGGAGCAGGACUUUUACCGCGGGCGGCUGGAGAGCCGGCACGGGAUAGCGGUCGUGACGCCGGACGAGGCCGACAGGACGCUUGUGCACGAGGUCAUCUACCACCAGCUGUGUCUGGGCGUCAUCGAUCCGGAGUCUCGAGCGCGGUACCGCGAGAUCAUGGCGAAAUUGGUGGAGGAGGGCGCCGAUGCAAUCAUACUAGGGUGUACCGAGAUCACGUUGCUGGUUGAUAGCAGCGACGCCACGGUGCCGCUUUUUGACACGACACUGAUCCACGCACAAGAUGCUGUGAAGCGAGCACUGUCUUGA
This is a messenger RNA of Thyridium curvatum, 723 nucleotides long. RefSeq lists its product as uncharacterized. Bases 1 to 723 code for a protein of 240 amino acids. The record is from RefSeq and is a predicted model, not a curated record. The transcript has a single exon. Lineage: Eukaryota; Fungi; Ascomycota; Sordariomycetes; Thyridiales; Thyridiaceae. Gene Ontology annotation, molecular function: amino-acid racemase activity.